AUGACGGCUGAAAGAGCGAAACCCUUUGCCACGCCCGAGGUGCCCGCCCGUCCGAAAGUGUCUGGCGCCCUCGUCCUCUCGGGAGAUCGUCACCAGUGUAAUCACCAGAUGUAUGACAAUCACCUGCAUCAUCACCGGGAAUAUUGCUACUUCAUCACCGGGAAUAUCACCAACAUCAUCACCAGAGUGUAUCAUCAGCAUCAUCACCAGAAACAUCAGCUUCAUCCCCAGCAUCAUUAUCAGCACUUCACCACCAGAAACAUCAGCAUCCAUCACCAGGAAAAUCCCCAGCAUCACCACCAGAAACAUCAACAGCAUCACCAACAGAGAGCAUUCUCAACAUCAUCACCAGAAACAUCAGCAUCACCAGGAACAUCCCCAGCAUCACCACCAGAAACAUCACCAGAAACAUCCCCAGCAUCAAUCACCAGGAACAUUCCCCAUGCAUCAUCACCAGGAACAUCCCCAGCAUCAUCACCAGGAACAUCCCCAGAUCAUCACCAGGAACUAUCCCCAGCAUCACCAACAUCCCCACAUCAUCACCAGGAACAUCCCCAGCAUCAUCACCAGAACAUCCCCAGCAUCAUCACCAGGAAACAUCACCCAGCAUUCAUCACAGGAACAUCCCCAGCAUCAUCACCAGGAACACGAUCAGAACAUCCCCAGCACAUCACCAGGAAAACAUCCCCCAGCAUAGCAUCACAGGAACAUCCCCAGCAUCAUCACAACAGAACAUUAGCAUCAUCACCAGGAACAUCCCCAGCAUCAUCACCGGAAACAUCCGCAGGCAUUGCAUCCACCAGAACAAUCCCCCAGCAUUCAUCACCAGGAACAUCCCUAGCAUCAUCAACCAGGAACAUCCCCAGCAUCACUCACCAAAAAACAUCACCAGCAUCAUCACCAAAAAACAUCACCCAGAAACAUCCCCAGCAUCACCACGGCAGCAAGAAACAAUCAGCAGCAGCAUCACCAAAAACAUCACCAGAACAUCCCCAGCAUCACACCAGAAAACAUCAGCAGCAGCAUCACCAAAAACAUCACCAGAAACAUCCCCAGCAUCACCAACCAGAAAUAUCAAGCAGCAUCAUCACCAAAAAAAUCACAAAACAUCACCAGCAUCAUCCGCAGCAUCAGCUUCCCCAUGACAUCGGCCGCGCGUUGAAUCGGCGAUCGGGGCCUGAUUAG
Messenger RNA from Penaeus vannamei (Pacific white shrimp), 1185 nucleotides. NCBI's taxonomy places the organism in Eukaryota, Metazoa, Arthropoda, Malacostraca, Decapoda, Penaeidae. The record is from RefSeq and is a predicted model, not a curated record.